Oryzias latipes (Japanese medaka) is the source of this 6599-nucleotide messenger RNA. NCBI's taxonomy places the organism in Eukaryota, Metazoa, Chordata, Actinopteri, Beloniformes, Adrianichthyidae. The record is from RefSeq and is a predicted model, not a curated record.
UGAGUCUCAGCAAGCGCGAGGGCUCUUCUCCCGCCCACACUUCCCGCCCCUUCCCUGUCCGGCUUCUUCGCGCUCUGAUUGGCUGGAGGAGGCGUCCGCAGCGGAGGCUUGUUUUUGUCGAACACAGAUGGAUGGGAGCUUCUGCUACGUCACAGGGUGGGCGGGGGGGAGGGCUUUCCAAAACAAAAACAUUGCGAAUCCAGAUCCAAAAUGGACGCCGUUCCCCCACCGAAGCACAGCUACCGGAGCCAACAUGGCCGCUGCGCCGCUCAGUUUCACUGCUGAGAUGGGCGGGCCGCUUUGAAGUUGAAGUCACGUGAUUCGCACAGGGCCGUGUUGACCCAUUCCAAUAUGGUGGCCAGCCUGGCUCAACGGUUUCUGUUGAUGCUGUGGUUCUGCGGGGUCAGGCGCGGCACCUGCGGCGGCGAGGACCCCCACAUUCUGGGGCUGCGGGUGGAAGACCCCACGGGAGCGGUGAGCAUCAAAGACCGGAUCAUCUCGGUGCCUGAAGGAGCUUCGUUCCAGCUUCGCCUCUUCGGGGCCAACCUGAAUGGAAACGGGACGUUGGUCGCGUUCGCGGCGGGGUUCGGAACCGCCGAGGACCCGUGCGGUUCCGACAGCAGCCGGCUGGAGUCCGCCUUCAGGGUGACGGAGGAGUUCAGCCAGGACGAGGUCCACAGCGGGGUCCUGACGGUCACGGCGAACCGGAGUAUCCCCGCGGGCGGGGACACCUUCUACCACCUGUGCGCGCGCAGCGGGGAGACGUGGGCGUCCGUGACCCCGGACAGACUGCGGGUGAUCCCCGGCGCGGCCGCGGGUUCCAUACCGCCGUGGGGUCUGGCGCUGCUCGUCGCGCUGCUGCUUCUGCUCUGCGCGCUGCUGAGGACGCUGCACCUCAGCCUGCUGGGGCUCGACCCUGUGGAGUUGUACGUGCUGCACAGCUGCGGCUCCGAGGAGGAGAAGCGGGCCGCCAAGCGGCUGGAGCCGGUCCGGAGGAGGGGGAACUUCCUGGCGUGCUCGCUGCUGUUCCUGUGCGUGCUGGGACACUCGGUUGUGGGGGUGCUGCUGUACCGGGCUCUGGGCUGCAUCGCCUCCGCCGCCUUCACCGGGGGCUUCCUCAUCUUCCUCCUGGCCGAGCUGGCCCCUCACAUCCUCUGCUCGGGGUACGGUUUCCAGCUGGCGCCCGGCCUGACCUGGCUGGCCCAGGUGUGCAUGGUGCUCACCUGCCCUCUGUCCUGCCCCCUGGGGCUGAUCCUGGACCUGGGCCUGCAGAGGGACAUCAGCACCAACUGCAUCAGCGAGCGGGUCUUGGAGAUGGUCCGUACCAGCGUCAACGACCCCUACAGCGAGUUCGUGAAGGAGGAGUUCAGCCACGGGAUGCUGCGCACCAAGACGGUGGAGGACAUCCUGACGCCGCUGAAGGACUGCUUCAUGCUGCCCAGCUCGGCCGUCCUGGACUUCUCCACCAUGUCGGAGAUCAUGCAGAGCGGCUACACCCGGGUGCCCAUCUACGAGGAGGAGAGGUCCAACAUUGUGGAGAUUCUGUAUGUUAAAGACUUGGCGCUGGUGGACCCGGAUGACUGCACGCCCAUGACAACCAUCACCAAGUUCUACAAUCACCCGCUGCACUUCGUCUUCAACGACACUAAAUUGGACGCCAUGCUGGAGGAGUUCAAGAAAGGAAACUCCCACAUGGCCAUCGUCCAGAAGGUGAACAACGAGGGGGAGGGGGACCCGUUCUACGAGGUGCUGGGAUUGGUCACGCUGGAGGACGUCAUCGAGGAGAUCAUCAAGUCGGAGAUCCUGGACGAGUCCGACGGCUACCUGGACAGGAAGCUGAAGCGGCCCCUCCCGCCCCUGGAGAUUUCUCUGGAGCCUCGCAGCUCCGGCGAGGAGUUUUCUCUCUUCAGGCCCCCAGAGGGAGAAUCCAAAAUCCACACCUCGCCACAGCUGCUGCUCGCCACGCACCGCUUCCUGUCCAGAGAGGUGGAGCACUUCAGCCCGGCCCGGGUGUCCGAGAAGGUUCUGUUCCACCUCCUGCGCCACCCCAGUGUCAACCAAGAGGUGCACUUCGAAGCCAACAACCGGCUGAGCCCCAGCCACUACCUGUACACCCGCAACCAGCCGGUGGACUACUUCAUCCUGCUGCUGCAGGGUCGCGUUGAAGUGGAAAUCGGCAAAGAGGGGCUAAAGUUUGAAAACGGGGCAUUUACGUACUACGGCGUCUCUGCCCUGACGCUGCCAUCCUCAGUGCACCAGUCUCCGGUAUCGACCCAGCGGAGCUCUCCCAGAGACCCCUUUGAUUCUGGGGAGGCCACCAGCCCGUCCAGCUACUGUCCUGACUACACCGUCCGCGCGCUGACCGACCUGCAGCUCAUCCGGGUGACACGCCUGCAGUACCUGAACGCCCUCAGGGCGUCCCAAGUCGGCCAGAGUCCAGACCCCCCCGAGAUCAAGAUCCUGCCCAACAGUCAGAUGAAGCUGCUGAACGACAGGAACGCCGCACAAGAGUUUCCUGUAAACUUUUCUUUUUUUGAUACCAUUGACUACCGUUGAGUGCUUUUGUUUUGCAUGAGGUGGCAGCCGAGCCCAGGAGAGCUCCACAGAAGAGGAGCCUCAUGGGUAAUGCAGUCCAAACUGUCCUCUGCUAAUUUAAGAAGAUAAAGUAUAUUUUGAAUUGAUCAAUCAUCCAUGGCUGGAACGUAGGACAAGACUGGAGUGAGAGGGACUUUCUCUACUAGACCCGCUGCUCACUUUUCAUCUCCAUUUUCAUUCCUUUCAUGGAUUUCCAUGCAGUGUUUAGGUUUAUUCCUGUUAUGUAAAUGUCUGUAUAAAUGUAGCGAAGGAGAGGAGCUAUGUGAAUCUUUUAAAAAAAUAUUAUUUGCUAAUAAAUGUGAUCUUAUCUUCAUCCAAUAGCUCCCUGACAGAUGUAACUCUGGUGGAAACAGUAACUGAACUGUCAAUAUAAUAACCAGAUUGGAUUUAGCGUCCAUAACCUUUAGAGACUUACAUUUUUGUUGAUUAUUUAACGAGAUCUCUGAGUUCUGUCCAAAGAAACCCGCUUUGUUUCUACGAAUGAAAGUGCCAUCACCGUUGGACGACCCCCCUCUGGGUUGACCCCGUAGCACCGGCGGUUUAGCUCCAGUGUUUCCGUUGGUUCGACUUCCGUGUCGUGCGGCUAACGUGUUUCCGGGCAGAUUCUGAAGCGGUUCUGUGCCGUCAUGCGUCCCUCAGCGGUAGUGAAGCGUUUACGUGGUCCACGGUAAUCCGCUGAUCCGUUAUUCCCACGCCGUGUCGUGACCAACGAGCUCGUUUUUGUGGGUUAAACCUUUAACACCAAAGCUUUCGCUCCGGUGUUGACGUUCUUCAUGUGAAAAAAAAAGUCGACUUUCCACCAAUACCAUAAACGCAUUACUACUAGAAUCUGUUAACUGCGUAAACGCUGGAAGAGUUGCACGUGUUUAAGGAGCGUGGUGACGGCUCUGGUGUUAAAGGGUUAAAGAAAAUAUGAAUCCACAGACUUUACAGUUGGUUGGUUGCUAUGGGGACGUGAGGUGAGGGGCGGAGUCUUAAACCACAUGCAACAGGCUAGAAUGAGUUUUUGGACGUGUUUGUAAAGGAUAAGAUUUUUAAAAAGGAGCCGAGAAAUCUGACCAAACUACACUGGCCAACAUUUUAUUGUUUUUUACGUUGUUUUCAUAUCAAAUAUGAAAAAUUCCUUUUUAUUGUCUUCAAAGCUUCUAGUUUUUCUUCUAUGUGGUCUUUAAUGAUGGAGAUUUCAGACCAUCUGAACUAAAGCCGACGGUUCUUCUGGUUGAAAAGCCAGAUCCUGUCUGGAUUGAACACUAAUCCGUGCCUCCUGAUGGAAUAUUUGUCUCCGAGUCAGAGGACUUUUUAUGAACACUUCCUUUGUGACCUUUUCCUUUAUAUUGGAGGACGGGGUUCACUUACUUGUCCACCCAGAGAAACAGAAACGUGUUGCAAUGAUGGUUUUUGCAGAAGUUGCCAUGAGGUUCACUUUCAUAUCCGUUUUGUGUUCUUGGUGCCUUUAUUCCAGUUUCCGUCUCAGCACCAAACAGGUUGCUUUGUCGUUCUUCAUUGUGUGCCAAAGUCAUGUGUGUGUGUGUGUGUGUUUGUGUGUGUUCCAACCAACCGUCCACUUCAGACACCAACAUCUAAGGUGGUUGAAAACACUUUGCACAUUAAAUUUGUGCACCCUUAGGCCGUUUUUAAAGCUUGGAGGUUCGCCCCUCGCUGGCUUACAGCUGCGUCGCAGGCGUACAGCGGUCCUCCGCCGUCUGUCAGAAAUGCCUCUAAAAUUGUCAUUCAAGCCAAAUGGACCUAAAUCCAAACUUAAAGGGGCUUCAACAUUGUAGGGGUAGCUAAAGUUGGGGGUUUAAAUCCUUACGUGACUUCCAAACUGGGUCAAAGGUCAAACCAAAAAGGGCAUGAGUGUAAUGAGCUCCUGUCUGUUUUGCGUUAAGCAAAGGUUUGAUUCCCAUGCAGGACAGAAAACGUGAUUACCUUAAAGCUCACUAAAACCUGAAAUCAUCACAGAUGUCUUUUUAAAGGUGAAUCUCUUUUAGCUUAAUUUAUUUCCAGAAAAAACACACUUAUGCUGACGCUUCGAGGGGUUAAUGGUCUUAGAAAUUAAAUGAACUACCAAAUGUUACCUUUUCUAGUGAAUAUUAAUGUAACUUUAUUUAUCAUUAAUCCCAACAAAUCUGGACUUUCUUUAGCUGCUCUAAAUAUGAUUGAUUUCAAAGAAAAUAUUAUCCUGUGACAUUUCUUUUUAAUUUUUUUAUUUCCCUUUUUUUUCAAAUCUCUUUACAUUCCUUCAUCAGUGGAGGUUGUAGCCGUCCUUCCUGACGGCUUUUUCUGCCUUCAUCUUCAUCGUUCUUCCUCAGUCAUUCCUGCGUUAAUGCGUGAAACGUCUUUUUUUUUCUUCUUAAAUCUCCACUGAAAUUUCCAUUUCAGCAGUUCAAAGUCUAAAAUGCGGCGUCAUCAUUGGCCUGCAGGUGUUGGAAGCUGUUGCCGGUAGCAACAGUGCAGGUGUUGGCCAAACAAUGGCCCCACCCCCCACCGAGUCUUCUUAACAGGAAGAGGUCAUUUCGGUCCAGCAGAGGGCGCCACAGCGCUGCGGGACGACAUGUUUCAGGUUCAGCUCUUCUUUGUGACCUGUUCCUGAUCGUGGCGACCUUCGCUUUUGGCUCCACGUCCGUCUUGGCGUGUCAUCCGUCGUUCGCACAAACGUCUCCUGUGUGUAAACGAGGGAUCUAUCAGAAAACGUCCCGCCGUCGUGUAACGGGACAGACGGGGGUUUCAGGUCUGCUUCAGUGGGAUUUUAGUGCAGGGUGAGGAAGAUGAUGACGAUGGUGGACGACAAAAAUCCACUUCCUGUUGUGUCCAGAAUGAGAGUGGACGUUUUUUCCUUUUCAUCUUUUCCACGCCACACGCCCCUCUGGGUUCCAGUUUGUGUCCAGUUGGGGGAUUUUCACAAAUAAAUUCAACAUAUUUCCAAAUGUUUGGAAUGAAAAGCUUAUGGUGACAUCAUAUCCUCUGCAGAAUUACAGAAUUGUUAACCGUAACCUCUGUCACCCGAUCACGCUCCGGUAGCCAAUGUCCUCAAAGCCCCGCCCCCAUGUAAACUCAGGAUCAACGCCAAAAGCAAGAAGCCUGAACUGGAAGUGUAAAUUGAGCUUAAAAUGAAAAAACGAGGUAAACAAUACUGUCCUUUAAAGGUGUUUCAUUUGGUAGCACUUUCAGAUUUAUAGUGUUUUGUUUCAAGUUUACAACAGUUUUUAGCCUGUAAGGUGGUCCGCUGGUGCACAGCUCCCAUGUUUCAGACGUUUUCCCAACACGCCGUCCAUCUGCAACACCGGCGCUUUCACAGCAGCUCAGAACGCCGUUUGAAUUGUGGACUUUUCACGCGUUUGUUGGUUGAGACUCCAGGCUUAUGAUGUCCUCAAUAACAUUCCAGUGGAUGUCUGUAAAAUCGACCAAACGGUUUUAGUUUCCGCUCCUGUUUGGUGUCAGUAGAACUUGGAUUGUCCUGGAGCAGACCUGACAUCUUUGGACUUUAAAAACACGUUUUCCUUUUUUCUUUUAUUUACGUUCACGGUCAUGGUAGUUCUCCAAAGUGAAAGGCCUUUGUUAGCUUUUCCUCAUCAUAGAGGAAGUGGGUACACGUAUAAAACCCAUCAAAAGUGUGUCGAUGUCACAUUUCUGCUCUCGUAUUUAUUUCCUAUCUGUCUGAAUGCUCACAUAUUGAAAUGCAUCUUCCAGUUUUGUUUGUCUGAUUCUUAAGAAAGUAUUUUAUUGAAUAUUGUCGUACUACAUUAAUGUCUUUGGUAUCUGAAUGUAAAAAGAUAAUCCCAACAUUUCCACUUAAACUGUGUGCUAAUAUAGAAAUGUUUAGGUUGGAGGACGCGGUGUAGAUCCUACUUUCCUGUUUGCCGCUGUUACCGAGAGCGUUUCAUCCGUUCCGACUUUCCGGGUUACAUUUGUAUAGACUCUGUUUUAUCUGGACGUUUUUCCAAAUGCUGGUGGGUUUGGGGACACUGAGGUUUCUUAGGAAAUAAACUUGAUCCUGUUGUAAA